CAGCCCCACACAUGCAUGCACACACAGACUUCUGGAUUCAACAUCUCUCAGCACUGGCAUCUUCUCUCCCUGCAUGAGUCCCAUUUAUUUCUUAUUCUUUCAAGUCUAACCUCACACUAACCUCACACAAGAGGACAUGGGCAGAAUCUGGCACUGCAUUCUUUCCAAAUUUCCCUGAACUAAGGAACUUCGUGUCACCUGUGGGACAUAAUGCUUUGCUGCUUUUACUGCUUUCUGAAUGAAGAUGUUUUAUUUGGACAACAGUUUGGAGUAUCAGUUCUUUGGCGCUUCUGUCCUUUUCCCUAUGCUUUACUGACACGUUUUUGAGUCUGAACUUGGAAAAGAGAGAAUUGUUUGUACAAUGCUUUUAAAGAAGUGUCUUGGGUUUUUAACCUACACCUUUUGCCUGUGGAUAUUUGUGAUACUGACCUUUCCUGGAGGUUCCCAUCAAGGGCAGUACCAAAGAAAACUUUACAGAGAACUUUUACGGAAUUACAAUCGCCUCGAACGACCUGUGGUGAACGAUUCUCAGCCUUUGCUGGUAGAGCUGCAACUCACUCUGCUUCAGAUUAUUGAUGUGGAUGAAAAGAAUCAAGUUUUGAUUACAAAUGCAUGGUUACAGAUUACCUGGAAUGAUUUCUACUUAACCUGGGAUCAGGCUGAAUCUCCUGGAGUUCAAACUCUUCGCUUCCCAGCAGAUCAUAUAUGGGUUCCAGACAUACUGCUGUAUAACAGUGCAGAUGAACGAUUUGAUGCAACCUUCCACACCAAUGUUUUGGUGAACUCCACAGGUGCUUGCCAGUAUAUCCCACCAGGGAUCCUGAAGAGUACUUGUUACAUUGAUGUGCGAUGGUUUCCUUUUGAUGUACAAAAAUGCAAAUUAAAGUUUGGAUCUUGGACCCACAAUGGCUGGCUACUUGAUCUACAGAUGAUUGAAGCUGACAUUUCCAGCUACAUUCCCAAUGGAGAAUGGGAUCUAGUUGGUGUGCCAGGAAAAAGGAAUGAACUGUAUUAUGAAUGUUGCAAGGAGCCAUAUCCUGAUGUGACCUACACUGUCACAAUGCGCAGACGCACUCUGUACUAUGGUUUAAAUCUACUGAUACCUUGUGUCCUCAUUUCUGGACUGGCCCUGCUAGUUUUCCUCUUACCAGCUGAUUCUGGAGAAAAGAUCUCUCUGGGAAUUACUGUGCUGUUGUCCCUGACGGUAUUCAUGCUGCUAGUUGCUGAGAUAAUGCCUGCAACAUCUGAUUCUGUCCCUCUCAUAGCUCAGUAUUUUGCAAGCAUUAUGGUAAUCGUUGGCCUUUCUGUAGUAGUUACAGUACUAGUUCUGCAGUUUCAUCACCAUGAUCCUCAAGCAGGAAAAAUGCCCAGAAUGGUAAGGGUUAUCCUACUAAACUGGUGUGCAUGGUUUUUACGAAUGAGAAAACCCGGUGAGAACAAAAGGCCCAUACCUUGCAAAUACAUCUAUCCAAAUCACCAUUCAAGUAUCAGUAGUAUUGAAAUGAACAUAGCACCUGGACACCAGUCAACUAAUGGAAACCUAGUAUAUUGUGGAUACCAUACUCUGGAGAGUCCAUGCUGUCCACCCAACAGUGAUUCAGGGGUUGUAUGUGCCAGAGUGAAUUGUCCAUCCCUAGAAGACAGUGACCUGAUUCAGAAGAAGGAGAACAUGCCAGAAAUAGUGAAGAUCUUGGAGGAAGUGCAGUACAUUGCAAGGCGCUUCAGAGAACAAGACGCAGGAGAAGAAAUCUGCAGUGAGUGGAAGUUUGCAGCUGCUGUCAUAGACCGCCUGUGUCUUGUGGCAUUUUCACUUUUUGCCAUUAUCGCCACAUUUACAAUUUUGAUGUCGGCUCCGAACUUUGCAGAGGCAGUUACUAAGGACUUUACAUAAGUGCAAUAUGCUAUCUGCUGGAUAGAAAGAACAAAUUGUUUCAAAUAUUCUUGCUCAUUAUGUCUGCAAGUCAUGCGGACAAUUAAAAUGUGAUAAAAUAUAUGUCUUUGUGUUGGAAAUAAAUCAUAUCUGUAUAAUGAUAUAUUCAACAGACCACAUCCAAAGUUGCCUAAAUAUUGUCUGAUAUACUGUAGAAUACAUUUUUUCUUCAAUAUUAUUUGCCCAGAUUGACUGUAUUUUUUUACAUUUCCAUAUAUGGUUUGCAUACUCCAUAUUAUACUGUCAUAGGUCUGUGCUGUAAGGAAACAUUUGUUCUGGCAAAACUAAUAAAAUGGCAUCCCAGCUA
Xenopus laevis (African clawed frog) is the source of this 2237-nucleotide messenger RNA. Its product is annotated as neuronal acetylcholine receptor subunit alpha-7. Bases 362 to 1891 code for a protein of 509 amino acids. NCBI's taxonomy places the organism in Eukaryota, Metazoa, Chordata, Amphibia, Anura, Pipidae. The record is from RefSeq and is a predicted model, not a curated record. The transcript has 10 exons.